CCUCCUGCCCACGCCCACGGGCCGCUCUCAGAGGACCGAGGUCGCUGUCCUACACCUCCGCUUGCCACCAGGCUGCCGGGUUCAAAUCCUUCUUGGGGCACAAUAAAAAUAGCCUCCACUCCUCCCACCUGCAGCACGGUGCCUCCCCCACGGCUCUGUUCGCUGUGUGUUCACUGUCUUCUUCAGUGCGCACACCCACACACGAGGCUGUUAUUAUCACACCCACUUUACGGAUAGAGACACCGAGGCAUGCGGCGCCAGAGCUCGCGGCCUGUGUUGUGAGGGAUGGAGCUAGAAUUCAAGCCUUGGCAGGCUGCGCCAAAGGCCACGCGCUCUGUAUUUCAACGAUAUUCCACCACACCAGUCUUGUGAUUGAUCUGAGUCUCGGUUUCCUCAUCUACAGAAUGGAACUUAUAGUUGGACACUCGUUCCCGAGGUCUGUGGAAGGACCGAGUAAAGUGAUGAAAAGAAACGAUUAUUAAAGCCUUUCCGUGCUGGGGGCUUUAUCCAGUUAACUCAUUUAAUAGUCACAGACCUCAGCAAGUGGGUUCUAUUAUAACCUGCAUUUCAGGUGUAAGGAAAUUAAGAGCGAGAGAGCACGCCGUAACUGCUGCAUAAAUGUUAGCUAUUAUAAUCAUGCUUUUUACUGGAAAAAGUGACGUCUCUGAAGAUUAUUUGUUUGCCUCCCCCACUGGACUAAGUUUCCCAGGCCUGGAUCUGUGUGCUCAGCAUGUGCCUGGCUCAGAGGUGUAUGAUGAAUGGAUGUUGCAUUAAGCGAGCCUCAACCUGGUUAGACCCAACUGGCAGGGUUGCCAGAAGAUUUCGGAGAGGUCAAGUGUGUGGUAUGUAAUAGGUGCUCCAGAAAAGGAACUCCUGUACUUGCUCUCAAGACUGCUUUGCUCCCUGCUCCACUAGAGGCCAUCUGGAGUCUCAAGGGUCUUUCCCUUAUCCUGGAUCUGGGGGGAAGCAGAGAAUGAGAUGAAGCCCUUUGGACCAGGAGAAGCUGACCACACAGCCAAUUCCUGUGCCCUGACAUGAUGGGACCAGCAGAAGCCUUAGAAUUGAUGGAGAAGAGGUUGUACAGCAGCCGUUGCUGGUGUCCAGCUGCCAACUUUCUGUCUGGAUCUCGGGCUCCUCAUUUCUCCAGUCCCCUUACAUCGCAGCCCUCAGGAUAUGUAGCAGCCAUGCCUGUGGACACCCUGACCCCUGGAACUCGGGAUCCUCCUGCCCUACCUUUUCGCCUGCGAACUAAAGUCCCUGGUUACCUGCUAAGGCGCCCGACAGACGGUGGAGCCCGGAAACCUAGUGCUGUGGAGCGGCUGGAGGCUGACAAAGCCAAGUACGUCAAGAGCCUGCACGUGGCCAAUACACGCCAGGAACCUGUACAGCCCCUGCUGUCUAAACAGCCACUCUUCAGUCCUGGGACUCGCCGCACAGUGCUCACUCCUAGCCGCCGAGCCCUGCCUGGCCCUGGCCGCCGACCCCAGCUGGACCUGGACAUCCUUAGCAGCCUCAUCAACUUGUGUGAUAGUCCCGUGUCCCCUGCCGAGGCCAGCCAUACCCCUGGACAGGCAGAGGGAGACCACCAGGCACCCCCAGCCACCUCCCCACGCCCGCCACCUAGUACUGCUGCUGUCCGCCGAGUGGAUGUCCGCCCGCUGCCUGCCUCACCUGCCCAGCCCUGCCCAUCUCCAGGCACUCCUAUGGCCUCCAGCCCAGCCAGGACCCCGGGUUUGCAACGCUCCAAGUCGGACCUGAGUGAGCGCUUCUCAAGGGCAGCAGCUGACCUUGAGCGAUUUUUUAACUUUUGUGGCCUGGAUCCAGAGGAGGCACGGGGCUUGGGGGUGACCCACCUGGCAAGGGCCAACUCAGACAUCGUGUCCCUGGCUGGACCCAGUGCCGGGCCGGGCAGCUCUGAAGGGGGUUGCUCCCACCGCAGCUCUGCCACUAUUGAGGAGCGGGCGCGGGAGCGGGUCCCCUAUGGUGUGUCCGUGGUGGAGCGCAAUGCACGCGUCAUCAAGUGGCUGUACGGGUUGCGGCAAGCAAGGGAGACCCCAGCAGCUGAGGGCUAGAUCUCUGGAUUCGGUAUUCACCACCAGACAGAUCUCAGAGAGGCCAUUCUCGGACCCUUCCUGCACCUUUUCCCUGGCUUGGGGCAAACGCGUGCCAGCUGCCGUGUAUGAACUUGGCUUGGAAGCAAAGGCUCAGGCUGGACCAGCGUCCAUCUGGCAAAGACUGACCCUGGAAAAAGUUGCCUCUUGGUCUUGGAUGCCCCUUGCUGUCCCCCUCAUCUGUAGGGGUUUUGACAUGAAGUGUACCCCUUGCUUGGAUCCUCUUGUGGGUUUGGAUUUGGGGCACUUAUUCCUCACCACUGAGGGUGAGGGGGCCAAGGGAUCUUGCCAGGCCUAUCUACCCAGUGGCUCUGCUUCCUUCUUCCUUCCUUGGUCUCUGUCAUUGGCUGACUUCCUUUUUCUUGCUCAGUGGGUCCUGGUUACCUGGAACUGAACCCUGGGGUGGGGACAAGGAGGAGUGGCCUCUCCACCUCUCUUCCUGGUUUUUGGCAACCUGGCUGGGGAGCCGGGGCUAUAGGAGGGACUGGUUGGCAGUCUGCACUCCUUUUGGUUAAUAAACACACAUGCUUGUUUUUCAAGGACGACCAUCAGACUGUUUUGUGUUUCUA
Molecule: messenger RNA, 2680 nt
Organism: Talpa occidentalis (Iberian mole)
Lineage: Eukaryota; Metazoa; Chordata; Mammalia; Eulipotyphla; Talpidae
Gene: FAM110A
Product: family with sequence similarity 110 member A
Exons: 3
Coding region: 1035-2072 (345 amino acids)
Source: RefSeq, a predicted model, not a curated record